GCAUUCUCGAAUCCAACGACUUGCGCCAUCACCACUGCCAUGGCCGCGCCCGAUCAACAAUACGACGAGCUCUACAAAGUGGUGCUUGUGGGGGACCCUGGAGUCGGCAAGACGAAUCUCCUUGCAUACUUCACUGCAUCGGACGAAGAUAUGGCGAUCGAUGCAUCCACGAACGCGUCCAAGAUUUUCAGCAACGUCAGAAAACCUACGAUUGGCGUGGAAUUUGGCACAAAGAUUAUCACCCAUCCUAAUGGCAAACGUAUCAAGGCUCAAAUUUGGGAUACUGCUGGCCAAGAGCGCUACCGUGCUAUCACAAGCUCGCAUUACCGUCGUGCGGCGGGAGCGCUGAUUGUCUACGAUGUGAGCAGCCGCACGAGCUUCGACAAUGCUCAAGGACAUUGGCUCAAGGAAUUGCGCAACUCUGCCGACACGAAUAGUACUUUGCUGUCAUGUUUGAUGCUGGUGGGCAACAAGAUCGAUUUGGACCCAGCAGACACGGUGGUCACCCCCGAAGACCACGAAUCCGCCGUUUUAGCUGCCGAUGGCAUUCUUGAUAUCCGCGCUUCAGCCAAGACCGGUCAAAACGUUGUCGAAGCGUUUGAGAAACUCGUGAUUGGUGCGUGAAUUGUCUCGUGAGCAAGGUUGAACGUUGUGGCUGCAGAGGUGUACAACCAAGACAAGGCACGGAAUGCGACGCCAGAAGAGAAGCCCUCCGCCUUGGAUUUGAGCGCACCAGUUGAGAAGAAGAAGAAGAAUAGCUGCUGUUGAUCUUUGCGUGGUCUGUUGGAAACUUUGAAAACUAACUUCGAAACAAUUUUAAAUACCUGGAGAUGUGAAUCCAAUGCGUUUCG
Aphanomyces invadans is the source of this 851-nucleotide messenger RNA. RefSeq lists its product as hypothetical. The record is from RefSeq and is a predicted model, not a curated record. Gene Ontology annotation, molecular function: GTPase activity; GTP binding. The coding region runs from base 40 to 624 and encodes 194 amino acids. The transcript has 5 exons. Gene Ontology annotation, cellular component: endosome. Lineage: Eukaryota; Oomycota; Saprolegniomycetes; Saprolegniales; Verrucalvaceae.